GAUGAGGCCUGUGUGGGGUUGGGCAUGGCUUUGGGCGGGCUAAGGGAAACGGGGCCGGCCUAGCCCGGUGUUCUGUGUUGCUGCCGCUAGGCGAAUGCGGGUGUGCGUUGUGUCAGUGAAGUAAAGACUGGGAAGGGGUGAGGCACCAUGUUCAGCUGGCUGUCUGAGGCCCGCGGGAAGGACUCCACGGUGUUUAGCACUGUGUCCGAGGGCCUGCGCUCCCUGUACAACAAAAGGCUGCUCCCGCUGGAGGAUUACUACCAGUUCCAUCACUUCCACUCGCCCGCCCUGGAGCAGGCCGACUUCGAGAACAAGCCCAUGGUGCUGCUGAUCGGCCAGUACUCUACCGGCAAGACCACCUUCAUCAGAUAUCUACUGGAACAAGACUUCCCUGGGAUGAGGAUUGGACCUGAACCGACAACUGAUUCCUUCAUUGCUGUGAUGUAUGGGCAAGAGGAGGGGAUCAUUCCUGGCAAUGCGCUUGUGGUUGAUCCCAAAAAGCCCUUUCGGAAGCUAAAUUCCUUUGGGAAUGCUUUUCUAAAUAGAUUCAUGUGUGCUCAGCUUCCAAACCAAGUGCUGGAAAGCAUAACUAUCAUUGACACGCCUGGAAUCCUCUCUGGGGAGAAGCAACGUAUGAGCAGAGGUUAUGACUUUUCAGAAGUUUUGCGAUGGUUUGCUGAGAGGGUUGUUCGUAUCAUCCUGUUGUUUGAUGCUCACAAGUUGGAUAUAUCUGAUGAGUUUUCUGAGGCUAUCAAGGCACUGAAAGGCCAAGAUGAUAAGAUCCGAGUUGUCUUGAACAAGGCAGACCAAGUUGAUACACAGCAACUCAUGAGGGUGUAUGGAGCAUUGAUGUGGUCCCUUGGCAAAGUGAUUGACACCCCAGAGGUUGUACGUGUCUACAUUGGCUCCUUCUGGUCCAAACCUCUGCAGAUUACAGAAAAUCGGAAACUUUUUGAGUUGGAAACAGAAGACCUCUUCAGGGACAUUAAGAGUUUACCUCGCAAUGCUGCCCUUCGCAAACUCAAUGAUCUCAUCAAACGAGCCAGGCUUGCAAAGGUUCAUGCCUAUAUCAUCAGUUAUUUGAAGAAGGAGAUGCCAGCUGUUUUUGGGAAAGAACUCAAGAAAAAGGAGAUGAUAAGUAGACUUGAAGAGAUAUAUUUCACACUCCAGCAGGAGCAUAAUAUCUCUGCUGGUGAUUUUCCCAACGCCCUGGAUAAAUGCGAGGUUUGA
Messenger RNA from Stegostoma tigrinum, 1230 nucleotides. RefSeq names its product EH domain-containing protein 3-like. NCBI's taxonomy places the organism in Eukaryota, Metazoa, Chordata, Chondrichthyes, Orectolobiformes, Stegostomatidae. Gene Ontology annotation, cellular component: perinuclear region of cytoplasm; cytoplasm; plasma membrane. The record is from RefSeq and is a predicted model, not a curated record. Gene Ontology annotation, molecular function: GTP binding; cadherin binding. Gene Ontology annotation, biological process: cilium assembly; endocytic recycling; endocytosis.